CGGGGCGGGGCGGAGGAGCGUCGUCCGCGGGGCUCCGGCCGUGUGUCCGGGUCGCCGCCCCCGCCGCCGGGCCGUGUCCGCCCCUCGCCUUCCGGAGGGCACGGGCCACCGCGGGGCUCGGCGCGGUCGGGCCGCUGACAGGCGUCUCCGCGAAGCCGUCCCUCCCAGCUGGCGGCUCCCCUCGGCCCGGUCCCGGUCCCGGUCGGGGAGGAAAAUGGCGCCGGCGCCCCGAGGCGCCCGGGAGGCGCGGCCGCUGCAGCGCCGGCUCCUGGUCCUCGCCCAGGCCCUGCUCCUGCUGCCGGCCGCCCGGGCCGGCCCCUGCCCCGCGCCCUGCGCCUGCCGCCUCCCGCUGCUGGACUGCAGCCGCCGGAAGCUGCCGGCGCCCGGCUGGAGGGCGCUGUGGAGCCCGCUGCCCGCCGCCGCCAGCCUGGAUUUGAGUCAUAACCGGUUGUCUAACUGGAACAUCAGCUUGGAAUCUCAGACAUUACAAGAAGUGAAAAUGAAUUAUAAUGAACUAACAGAAAUCCCAUAUUUUGGAGAACCAACCUCUAAUAUUACUGCAUUAUCAUUAGUCCAUAAUAUGAUUGCAGAAAUAAAUGCAGAGGAGUUCCAGUUUUACCCGGCUCUCGAGAGCUUAGAUCUCAGUUCAAACAUGAUAUCAGAGAUCAGGACCGCUUCAUUUCCUCGAAUGCAGCUGAAAUACCUGAAUUUGAGUAAUAAUAGGAUAACUGUUUUGGAGGCUGGUUGCUUUGAUAAUUUAUCCAGUUCCUUAUUAGUGGUGAAGUUAAACCGUAACAGAAUUAGCAUGAUUCCACCCAAGAUCUUCAAGCUACCUCACCUCCAAUUCUUGGAGCUUAAAAGAAACCGAAUUAAAGUUGUGGAAGGUCUAACGUUCCAAGGUCUGGAUUCCUUAAAGUCUUUAAAAAUGCAGCGGAAUGGGAUCAGCAAACUGAAGGAUGGUGCUUUUUUUGGCUUGGAUAACAUGGAAGAACUAGAACUGGAGCAUAAUAAUCUCACAGAGGUGAACAAGGGGUGGCUGUAUGGCUUGCGAAUGUUACAGCAGCUCUAUGUGAACCAGAAUGCUGUCGAAAGGAUCAGCCCCGAUGCAUGGGAGUUCUGCCAAAGACUGUCUGAACUUGAUUUGUCCUAUAACCAGUUGACCCGCCUGGAUGAGUCUGCCUUUGUGGGGCUGAGCUUACUGGAGAGAUUGAACUUGGGGGACAACAGAGUCACUCACAUUGCUGACGGCGUGUUUAAGUCUCUCUCCAAUCUUCAGACGCUAAACUUAAGAAACAAUGAAAUUUCAUGGGCCAUAGAAGAUGCUAGUGAAGCCUUUACUGGACUCACAAGUCUCACUAAAUUAAUCUUACAAGGAAAUCAGAUUAAGUCGAUUACAAAGAAAGCAUUCAUGGGUCUUGAGUCCCUGGAGCAUCUAGAUUUGAACAACAAUGCCAUAAUGUCUAUCCAAGAAAAUGCUUUUUCUCAGACUCGCUUGAAAGAACUGAUUCUGAACACAAACAGUUUGCUCUGUGACUGCCAUUUGAAGUGGCUGCUUCAAUGGCUCGUCGAUAAUAACUUUCAGCAUUCUGUGAAUGCAACGUGUGCACACCCCGAGUGGCUGGCGGGGCACAGCAUCCUGAAUGUGGAUCUGAAGGAUUUUGUCUGUGAUGAUUUUCUCAAGCCACAGAUAAGAAGGCAUCCUGAAACCACAACUGCUCUCAGAGGUGUGAACGUGACUCUGACGUGCGCUGCCGUGAGCAGCAGUGACUCACCCAUGUCUGCCGUGUGGCGCAAAGACAGUGAGAUCCUGUAUGACGCUGACAUUGAGAAUUUUGUUCGUUACCAACAGCAAGCUGGAGAGGCUCUGGAAUACACUAGUGUCUUACACCUUUUCAACGUGAAUUUCACAGAGGAAGGAAGAUAUCAGUGCAUCAUUACCAAUCACUUUGGUUCUAACUAUUCUUAUAAAGCCAAACUGACUGUGAACGAGAUGCCAUCUUUUCUGAAAACCCCUAUGGAUCUCACCAUUCGCACCGGAGCCAUGGCCAGAUUAGAGUGUGCUGCCGAAGGGCACCCCGCACCGCAGAUUUCCUGGCAGAAAGACGGCGGGACUGACUUUCCUGCAGCCCGAGAGAGACGGAUGCAUGUCAUGCCCGAGGACGACGUCUUCUUCAUCGCAAACGUGAAGAUAGAAGACAUGGGCAUCUACAGCUGCAUGGCGCAGAACAUAGCGGGAGGCCUCUCGGCCAACGCCUCACUCACGGUGUUAGAGACGCCCUCCUUUGUUAGACCGCUGGAGGACAAGACGGUCACCCGGGGUGAGACUGCGGUGUUACAGUGCAUCGCCGGGGGGAGCCCUGCCCCUCGCCUCAACUGGACCAAAGACGACGGCCCGCUGCUUGUGACCGAGCGCCACUUCUUCGCUGCAGCCAACCAGCUGCUCAUCAUCGUGGAUGCUGGGCUGGAGGAUGCUGGGAAAUACACCUGCAUCAUGUCCAACACUCUGGGAACAGAACGUGGUCACAUUUACCUAAAUGUCAUCUCCUCCCCCAACUGUGACUCCUCCCAGAGCAGCCUCGGGCACGAGGACGACGGCUGGACCACAGUUGGCAUUGUCGUCAUCGUCGUGGUCUGCUGUGUGGUGGGCACCUCUUUGAUCUGGGUCAUCGUUAUUUACCACAUGAGAAGGAAAAGUGAAGACUACAGUAUCACCAACACAGAGGAGCUCAACCUGCCUGCAGACAUUCCCAGCUACUUGUCUUCCCAAGGAACUCUGUCUGAGCCGCAGGAAGGCUACAGCAACUCCGAGGCGGGCAGCCAUCAGCAGCUCAUGCCUCCUGCCAACGGAUAUGUGCACAAAGGCGCCGAUGGUGGCUCUGGAACCCGGGUUAUCUGCUCAGAUUGUUACGACAACGCCAACAUCUACUCCAGGACGCGAGAGUACUGUCCGUACACCUACAUCGCUGAGGAGGAUGUUCUAGAUCAGACACUGUCGAGCCUCAUGGUCCAGAUGCCCAAAGAGCCGUAUCUGGCACAUCCUCCCCAAGAUGCCGCAACCCUGGAGAGCCUAGUGUCACCGGCGGACAGAGAGACGCCUGCCUUUCCCACCAACCACGAGAGGAAGCUCCCCUCCGCGCAGAUGAGCAGCGAAACGUUGCCCCGGCCGCUGUGGACCAUGAGCGGAGAACGGGGCGUGCCUCCUGCCCCCUUCUCCCAGCAGCCCGUCCCCGAGCCACCUCCGCUCCACCAACACGAGGGCCUGGCGGAGGGCGGUGCCGCCCGCUCCGCUUCCCCCUCGCCCUCGCCCUCGCCCUGCCACAGGUUGCACGGCCACGCGUUUGAUCUCAGUAGGACUCGGAACAUUCAAGAGGGAAGCGAGGGCACAUGAAAUAUUCUAGGAUGAAGUCUGGGCAAAGACCCAAAUUCAUUAAUUUUGUAUUUACUACCUCAGAGUUGAGAAGAAACCCCAAAGUCAGCAUUCCCUUCACUCUCUGUCUACAAUUACAUUUGACCUCACCAAGGUGGGCUUAUAUCGGACAAAGAAGAGAUAAUGGCCGACCGCCCGGGGCACAUGCAGUGAGCAGUGUGCGUGCGGAGGGGCAGAGGAAGGCACAGGACAGAUGUGGGGGUGUGCCCGGGUGCACGGCAUAUUAGGAAGGAGUCUCAUUGCUGCUUAACAUGCUGAUUUUCUCGACCCGCAGAACGAUUCUGAGAAAACAGAAUCUAUCCUGCCUCCCAAAGAGCAAAAAUAACUCUGGCUUGUGUGACGUGUUCGGGGUUUUAGCAUGCAGUCGAGAGCGGAUUGGUGAGGCUUUGAUAUUCAGAGUCUUUGGCAAGUAUCCCGGGCUUGACCACUUGUUACCAGGUCAAGGAGUUUUGUAUUCUUGUGAAUCUUUUUUUUUUUUUCUUUUCCCUUUGGGGGGUAGGGAGAGGAUUCCUAUCGCCCUGGAAGCUCAUUGUAAAUAUAUGUGCAUUUAUAAAUAAUUUUUUUUUGUAUUCAUUGAACAUAAGUGUUGGCUGCAAUGUAAAUAUUUUUGAUAUGCCAAAAUUAUAUAUGAUAUCUAGUUAUAAUGUUGACAGCAGCUUCUCAGACCACAGACAGAUUUUGUAUAUCUUGGUUUAGUGAUUUUAAAGACUGUUUAAAGUUUUAAAAAUGUACAGAGGCAGGGUACCCAGUGACUGGGUGCACGCAAACACAGUCUUGGUGUAAUUAACCACUUACUUCGUACCUGAAGGUUCAUACAGCUACUCAUUUGCCACCUGUUUACAAGUGCCAGCUACUAUUUCCUGUCCGAGGUAAGAAGGCUCUUUGAAAACACUAGCAGUCCUGUCGGCACCACAUGUGCAUAAAUACAGGAAAACUCGGGGUAUCUUCUUCCAGCAAAGCAUUUCGUUGAUGAGGAAACCAAAGAUCGUUUCUUUUCUGUUUGUCUUUUAUAAUGUCCCUUCGACCACUGCACAGUGCAUCUUAAGAAGGGGCAAGGCUUUGGAAGUAGAAGGACAUGCGGAAAUGUUUACACUAGAGAGCUUUGGAGUGGUCCUUGUUUUGUACAAGUGAUUAUUUAAGCCAAAAAGUUUUCCUGGAUUUCUGAUAGCAAAAGCUUUUAAAAAAAUUUUUUUUAUGUAAACAAAGGACUUCACACUAAUGGAAUGGAAUGGACUGAAGUUCUUUGUGCUUUUAGAUUUCCUUACAUAGGCAGGCAGGCGGUCAAACUGCCCUCUACAUCUCGUAAGUGCUAGCCAUGUACUGCACACCCUGGCACUGCAGUGAGAAUAUCUAAGUCAUCGUGCAUUUCAAGGGUUCUAACCUCACGUAAUUCCUCAGCUUCUUGCUAGGAUUUAAUGCUUGUUCUCAACCCCCAGUCGCCCCUGGGCAGCAGCACCUCUUGAGCUGUUUUGUACCAUCAUGCCUUUCUUCUUCCUUUUAAAACUACCAGCCUUUCUUCAUUUUCACUUUGAACUUCUUAACUACCUUUCCCUCUUCACCAUUUAAUUUGGGAUCCCUCUUCCUGCUUACCAGGCUGAAGUAUAAUUUGUACUGACUUAGAAUCGAGAGACCUGAUUGCAUUCCUCCCUCUGCCAUUUACUAGUUGUGUAAUCAGGGGCCAGUCCCUUUCCAUCUCAGCCUGUUUCCUCACUUACGAAAUGAGGGCGCGUUCCUGAGGCUCUGAAGCCCUUUCCAGCUGUAACAGUCUAUGAACCUGUGAUCCCUCCAGGAGCCAAGGAGGAUUAUGCUACUUUAAUAAAAAGCUGCUUUCAUAAGAUGUUUAUUAAGUAGACCAAGAUGCUGCUUGCUCGGACUUGAGCCAGAUUUAUUUCCUCUGUAGCAGGAGUUAAUGGUAUAAGCUACACUCCUGGGAAGAAAUACUCUGCUUCUAAACAGUGUCAGUAAGCAAGGACACUGGACUGCAUUGACAAGCACCAGUGCUCUCUAGCCAGCAGCUCUGAGCGCUGGUGUCGGAGCACUCCACAGAGUCUGCCUCAGUUGGAGGGUGUGGCACCCCUAACUUGUAACCGGUAUGCCACCUUGCUGCUGUGUUCACAGUUACCCCACCAACGAUAGACUCUUCCUCAUAUUCUGAUAGACUUUCCUGAGUG
Molecule: messenger RNA, 5598 nt
Organism: Pipistrellus kuhlii (Kuhl's pipistrelle)
Lineage: Eukaryota; Metazoa; Chordata; Mammalia; Chiroptera; Vespertilionidae
Gene: LRIG2
Product: leucine rich repeats and immunoglobulin like domains 2
Exons: 18
Coding region: 215-3388 (1057 amino acids)
Molecular function (GO): protein binding
Source: RefSeq, a predicted model, not a curated record